Molecule: messenger RNA, 2906 nt
Organism: Solea solea (common sole)
Lineage: Eukaryota; Metazoa; Chordata; Actinopteri; Pleuronectiformes; Soleidae
Product: olfactory receptor 4B13-like
Exons: 1
Coding region: 298-1224 (308 amino acids)
Biological process (GO): G protein-coupled receptor signaling pathway
Cellular component (GO): membrane
Molecular function (GO): olfactory receptor activity; G protein-coupled receptor activity
Source: RefSeq, a predicted model, not a curated record
GUGAGGAGAUCCUUAAAGGGCUUUUAAGCCUCAAGACCUGGAUUUAGGGUUAGGGUUUGUCUUUUAGUUGUGAUGGUUAAGGUAAAGGAUCAGCAUUAAUGUCUCACUGUGAAGGAAGCACAACGUGUGUGUGUGUGUGUGUGUGUGUGUGUGUGGGUGUGUGCGCAUGCGUGCAUGUGCGUGCGUGUGUGUGUGUGUGUGUGUGUCUGGUUUAAAGGAGCAGCAGCAAACCUCCAGCUCAGUCAGGAGUGAACUCACUCCAAGGCCUUGUUUCGUUUGUUCUGGUGUGUUUGGAGGAUGAUGAACUCCACUCUGGUGUCAUAUUUCACGUUGUCUGCGUACAUUGAACUCGGUCUCUUUAAAUACGUGUUUUUCGUGUGUGUUCUGUGUAUCUACAUGGUCAUGGUGUGUGCUAAUGUGCUGCUGAUUGUUGUCAUCUGUAUGAACAGAAGUCUACACGAGCCUAUGUACAUGUUUCUGUGCAGCCUGUUUGUAAAUGAACUGUGCGGGGGCACAAGUGUGUUUCCGUUGCUGCUGGUGCAGAUCCUCACUGAUGUUCACACCAUCUCUGUUCCUUUCUGUCUCCUGCAGAUCUAUUGCAUACAUACUUAUGGCACUGUGGAAUAUUUCCUUUUAACCGUUAUGUCGUAUGAUCGCUACCUCGCCAUCUGUUGCCCUCUGCAGUACAGCACACGCAUGUCGACGUUCACGAUCUCCAAACUGCUCGCUGUGGUGUGGUUGUCCGGGGUCGUCUCAUGUGUCAUCAUGAUCUCUCAGAGUUCGUCUAUGCGGCUGUGUGGGAAUGUCAUCGAUAAGGUUUACUGCGACAACUACUCUGUGGUCAGAUUGGCGUGUUCAGAUACGAGCAUCAACAACAUCCUCGGCCUCAUCGCCUCGUUCAGCACCACUGUUCUUCCUAUGGUCCUCAUCGUAUUUACCUACUUGAAGAUUCUGCUCGUUUGCUCCUCGGGCUGCAAACAGUCACGGCAGAAGGCAGUCAGCACGUGUGUGCCUCACGUGGUAGCGCUGAUCAACUUCUCGUUAGGAUCCAGUUUUGAAAUUGUCCAGAGCAGGUUUAACAUGAAAGGAACUCCAAACGUGCUGAGGAUCAUUCUGUCGCUGUACUGGCUCACGGUGCAGCUGCUCCUCAACCCACUGAUGUAUGGAUUCAACUUGAGUAAAAUACGUAUCAUAUUAAAAAACCGGCCUUUUGCUGAACUGUAGCUGUAAUCAACAAGGUUUGUCUUUUGUUUACCAUCAUGUUUCUGUGUCAUUUCAUUUCAAGUUGUCAUGUGUGUGUCAUUGUGACUGCAUGCCACUGCCUCACCUGAAACACAGUCUUACAAAUAUUUUCUUCCAGCCUUGAACUAUGUUUUUAUGAGACAUGUUUGAGAACCUCUACAAUCUUACAACUUUACUAGUUCUCUGAGGCUUUUAAAGGCAUCAUUUUGUGUGUUACAUACAGGGCAGGGGUUCUUUGUGCUGACUGAGCGGGAGAUGAGAACUGGAACACUAUUUACACACAUUUCUCAUUGUAUGCAUUAUUUUGAAUAUUUUCAGUGAAAUUUAGAGCUGCAACUAACGAUUAUUUUCAUAAUCGAUUAAUCUGUCGAUUAUUUUCUCGAUUAAUCAAGGGGCUGUGACAGCGCUCUCCUUAUCCUGUCAUCCACUCCAAAUAUAUUUAAAACUUAAAGUGACUGUGACCUGGAAACAUGAAUAACUGGUUUUAACAACAAAGAGCUCGGAAUUCCUAAAUUACAGCUUCUAAAAAAGAUACUUUUAGUGUGGAUGAACAGAAACUGAGACUAUUAUUUAGAAACUUUAAUAAGAAUAAACCAAGGGGAUAAAUGACUUAUUGACUUUGAAAACUGCAGAGUUGUGUUUUUAGUCAGAAAAACCAACUUAUCUUGUAAUUGGAGGGUUGUCAUUUUCAAAUCUAGACCAGCCCAUGACCUUUCUGUGGCGAUCUCUAGAGAGGGAGGGAAAACAAUGUAUUUGUAAAUUAUCCUUUGUUCAUUAUAGAAAGUAAGGCUUUUAUUUUGAAAUCUUUGGGGUCACAAUUUAGUGAGGUUGAACAGAAAAGAAGAAGAAAAAAACUCCUCACUAAAACAUAUCUGCAGAGUUUUCAAAAUUAAACUUCUGUACGUCUGCCCUUUUCUAAGUGUUUUUUUAUUUAUUUAUGAUUGAUUAAAUGAUUAAUUCUUGAUUUUCAUGUAUAAACCAUACGGAGUGCGGAAAGUGAGGAGAUCUUUUAAGGGCUUUUAAGCCUCAAGACCUGGAUUUAGGGUUAAGAUUUGACGUUUAGUUGUGAUGGUUAAGGUAAAGGAUCAGCAUUAAUGUCUCACUAUGAAGAAAGCACAACGUGUAUGUGUGUGUGUGUGUGUGUGUGUGUGUGUGUGUGUGUAUCAGGGGCAUUUUAUGCCAGCACACUAUACUAAAAUGCCUUAACCUCGUCGCCUACGCCUGCAUAAAGACUGAAAAAUAUGCGCGUUAUUUAUUUAUUUACCGAAUAAUUUCAGCUACUUAAAAAAAAAAAAAUAUCCUGACAGCUCUGAUGGGGCUUGGGAUUCAUCUUUAAGUUAUGCUUUCUUCUAAACAAUCCCCUAUGAAGCUGAGACUAUGUGCAACAGCUGAUGUGUGGAUAGGCUGCAGAACAUAGAAAAUGAAUAACUGUCAGGUCCUGAUGAUCCAGUGUACCUUGUGCGUAAUGUUACGAUGGUACGGUCCCUGAUAUACCUCACAUUCCGUUAUAGGCGUGCACACGCUAUAGGCGUUAACGCGUGUGUCAAUAUUGUACUAAAGCCAACGCUUCAGACGCCUUAACAUGUGCACGUGUGACUGAAAUAGCCUAAACUGUCACAUCGGUCUCUCUUGGUAAUACAUGGACUGCUUGAAUUGUUAAGCGA